Messenger RNA from Cladophialophora yegresii CBS 114405, 333 nucleotides. Its product is annotated as peptidylprolyl isomerase. Lineage: Eukaryota; Fungi; Ascomycota; Eurotiomycetes; Chaetothyriales; Herpotrichiellaceae. The record is from RefSeq and is a predicted model, not a curated record. The transcript has 2 exons. The coding region runs from base 1 to 333 and encodes 110 amino acids. Gene Ontology annotation, cellular component: ubiquitin ligase complex.
AUGGGUCUAGCAUACAACGUCUACCUAAACUCAGCCAAAAUCUUCGGCUGCAAGAACUGCAAAACACAUCUUGCCGACUUCGACGACAUCAUUUCACGUAACUUCCGUGGCCAGCAUGGCAAAGCCUUCCUCUUCUCCACGGUAGUGAACAUCAAACAGGGUGAAGCGAUGGAACGAAAUAUGACCACCGGCCGGCACAUCGUGAGAGAUAUCAAGUGCAAACAGUGUGAAGAGACAGUUGGCUGGAAAUAUGACAAGGCUUACGAGAGUUCGGAGAAAUAUAAAGAAGGGAAAUUUAUACUGGAGAGCGAGCUGCUUUGUGUGGUGAAUUGA